CACGCAUUUUUCCGUGAAUCAAUAAGAAUAUAGACUAUGUAUCUAGGCUUCGAGUCGAGUUAGUUAUGCCAAUUGUAGAGUUGAAGAUUUAUGGAAAUGUCUCUAAAUGAACCGUCCCGUCGCCGAUGCCCGCUGUUAGUACCCAGUAUGUUGGGCUGCUCAGUUCUCGACACUACAUCGUAUGUACUACCCAAGAAUUAGUACAGGCAAGAAAGUACAUUGCACCGACAUGGUGUAUAUUGCUGGCGUAAGUCGUCGCAGAAAUCGCAUCACUCAGUCAUUCGGCGUCCCCAUGAUUGACUUGCAGCAUAAGCGGCAGGGAACGUAUUCAUUGACUAUAACGUGUACAAGUCCUUCUAGAAUAGGUAUGGGCAGAGUUGAUUUGAUAGCUAGAAAACUUGGCUAGUAGUAAGAGAUGUAGAUGCUAUAACAUACUGGACACUACAUCUCUGUAUAUUGACCGAAUAGUAGGCUGACCCAGAAACUAGUAUAUAUAUUAUUUGUGGACUGUGAAUUCAAAAGGUUGAAGCGACCACACUUUCUGCGCAAGGAGCUUAGCACAAGGCGAGCGGAAGGUUUCUAGUACGUGGUAGACCACGGAGCUACAUUGAAUGCGAUAGACACUCAUUAAAUCAUGAGAGGAAAGCAAUGACCGAAUAUAGUAGGACCCGGCCCAGAACUGUGAAGCGGGAUAGCAUCAACCCACAUGCAAGGUUGCACAACAUCGUCUAGAACAGAGCAACUGAAUCGAUUAGCAGGUCUGGCAAAAGUAAUUUGCAAGAUCAACAAGUCCAUUGAGCAUAAUUCCUGGUUCAAGUCGGAAAAGGCGGCCUCUGAAAGGUUGCUGCGAGAUUGGAGGAGCUGAUUUGCUGUGGUGGUGACAUCAUCGCUGGGCCUAGGCAGGCUGCAACACAGCGCAUCGCGAGUCCAUGGGACAAGAUCGGCUUUCCCUGCCAGUUCAGCUCCAGUGACGUAGCUCCGCUACCGAUAAGGCUGUUGUCUUUUUCUUAACAUCUGACGCUCCAUCUUCCUCGCUGCUAUCCAGGUCCGCGAAACCCUAGCUCAGAGCUAGGACGGCGAUUGACUGUCAACAACAAACCUCGACUACGUCUACCUCUUUUUUUACGCCUACUGCCAUCCCGAAGCUACAGCACCUACCCAGCAUGCCUCCCCAUCCAAAGGGGUCAAGCUCCCCUCAACAGCACCGGGUUGGGGAGCAUUGGAGCGGAACCAACCCGGUCCCAACGAUCGGAAAAUUCAUUGAACGCCUGCAAGCUGAUCAGAAAGAACGUGAAGCUCAUGAGCAAUUGAUGGCCUCAAGGAGACAGGAAAGGCAGGAUGCGCAACUAAAGCAAAACAAAGCCGACCAGGACACUUAUCCUCAUCGACCACGCAAAGUAGGCGAGGGCCGAACUCGCGAGGUUACAGAUCCUACAACGGGGAGACAGAUUGAGGUGGAAGAUUUGGAUGAAAAUGCCAUGGACCCUGUGAAAGAUCCAAAGCUGGUUGUUCCCAAUGCAAACCUUGGAAAGGAAACGCCAGUAAAAGUCGAUUCAAAUCAACCCCUCUCCGAAUAUAAAGAAAAGCAAGAUAUUACAGCUCCUCCGGAUCCCAUCGCAGAGGGAACGACUUCUGACGUCCCUAUCCAUGGCGAAAGAACGAAUAUCCUCUUCUACCCCACCCCGACAAUCUCAUACAAGCCCAUGUUUCAAACAUUGGAAAGGCGUGGAACUGGACUGUGCAUCGGUAUCGUAUUCGGUAUUAUUGUCGUAGGCCGGGCUUUCGGCGCCUCAUACUGGGGCCUCAUUCCUCUGGCCGCCUGUAUCACAAGCGGUGUAUGGUUGUGGGUACAAGAAGUAAUUCGCAGUGGUCGUGAGAUGGAAUGGAGCAGCGAACAGCUACGUGGACAAGUUGCAACGGCGAAUCUACUCCCAGAGUCAGUGGAGUGGAUCAAUACAUUCUUGGCGAUUAUCUGGGGCUUGAUCAACCCUGAUAUGCUAGCACCUGUUGCUGAUACAAUCGAAGAUAUUAUGCAAGCAUCUUCACCAAACGUGAUUGAGAAUGUUCGCAUCGCGGAAAUUGACCAGGGAAACAACCCCAUCCGACUUCUCAGUCUGCGCGCACUACCUGAUGAGCAUGUGCAACAGAUGCAAGAGAACGUCCGCCGGGAGAACCAGGAGAACAAGGAACCAGAGGAAGCAGCGGCUCUGGAGGAAGGAGGCAGCUUUUACAAUUUCGAAGCUUCCUUUGCCUACCACGCAAAGCCAACCGGCCAUAGUACCUCCGCUAGGGCACGCAACAUGCACAUGCAGCUUGUGUUCUACCUUGGUGUCCGAGGGCUUUUUGGCGUACCAUUCCCGGUUUUUGUGGAGCUUAUUGAGAUGGUAGGAACCGUCCGUGGAAGACUCCAGCUCAUUCCUGAGGCACCUUUCGUAAAAGACCUGACAUUCAGUCUCGUUGGGAUUCCCCACAUCAGAGCUGGCUGUAUGCCGAUGGUCAAGACUGGUGUCAACAUUCUGAACCUCCCUCUGAUUUCUAACUUUGUCAACUAUGCCAUCGCUACCGCUUGCGGUCUUUUUGCGGCACCGAAAUCGAUGACAAUGGAUCUUAGCAUGCUGGCCAAGGGUGACGAUAUCGUCAAAGAAACCGAAGCUCUCGGUAUCUUGUGGGUUCGUAUCCAUAAGGCAGUCGGUCUGAGCAAGCAAGACAAGCGCGGCAGCGAAGGAGGAGGCAGUGAUCCUUAUAUUAACCUUUCGUUCUCGAAAUACGGCAAGCCGAUGUAUUGCACAAGAGUGAUUACCGACGAUCUCAACCCGGUUUGGGAAGAGACAGCGGCAUUACUCGUGAACGCCGAACUCAUCAAAGCCGACGAGAACCUCAGUGUCGAGCUUUGGGACUCGGACCGACAUACCGCAGAUGACGUCGUUGGUAAGGUGGAGCUGCCGAUUCGCGAGAUGAUUCAGCAUCCAUGCCGAAUGUAUCAGCACGUCUCCAAGCUCCAGGGCGUGAACGAAGGAAGCGAGAUGCCAGGAGAGCUGCACUGGGAAGUUGGUUUCUUCGGUAAGCCGAAGCUGAGGGCUGAGCUGAGAACCGAUGGCAAAAAGAAGGAUCUUCCAGAGAAUCUAAAGGACAAUCCUGCGUUUGAGGAUGAAAAGGGUGUUAUCACAACGGAUGAGGAGGAUGCCAUCACGCACACGCCGCCAGAUCCUCUAUGGCCAAGCGGAAUCCUCAGCAUCGUUGUGCAUCAAAUUGUCAAUCUCCAACUUGCUAAUAUCAAAGGCAGCAACGGCAACCGUAAGGGCAGAGAGUAUGAGCCCGCUAAGCCGUCUGGGGAGAACACCGAGGAACAGGGUGACGAUUUACCAACCAGUUACUGCAAGAUAAUCCUGAAUGAUGAGCUGAUCUACCGCACAAGAGCUAAAGCCUUGAGUUCGAAGCCCAUCUUCAACGCUGGAACCGAGCGGUUCGUCCGCGACUGGCGCUCCGCCGUCGUCACUGUCACCGUCAGAGAUUCGAGAUACAGGGAGCACGAUCCGAUCCUUGGUGUUGUCCCCUUGAAGCUCUCAGAUCUUUUCGAGAGAAGAUCCCAAGUCACCCGCUGGUACCCUCUCGAUGGCGGCGUCGGAUUCGGCCGAAUUCGCAUCUCCUGCCUCUUCCGCCACGUCGAGACUAAACUCCCUCCACAAAUGCUCGGCUGGGAUGUUGGAACCUUCAAGUUCACCUCGGGCAACGUCACAGCCACAGGCCUCAAUGCCAAAGCCAAGAUUCGCCUUCGAACUGGCGGAAGCAGCGGCAAGAUUCCUCGCCAUACAUGUACCGUCAACUUCGACAGCAUUUCCUUUGACGUCGCCCAGGCCAACAUCCGCCUCCCUGUAAAGCACCGCUACAGGUCACCCGUUGUCUUCGAAUUUGUGACUCAAGGCAAGCGUGGCGUGACGGGCUACGCCUGCCUCUGGCUGCAACACCUCGUUGACAACGAAGACACCCCUAUUGACAUUCCCAUUUGGUACACGAAGAACGGCAAGCGCCUUACACAAAACUAUAUCACAGAAAACAACGUCCAGGAAAAGCGCUCCCCAGGCCUCGAGGACCUCCGCGAGAUUGGCCGCCUCCACUUCAACUGCACAUUUACUCCAGGUAUCGACGAGUCCCACGAGCGCUUUGUUGUCGACAACAACUCGCGGGAAACCUUCGAGACAUGGGAAGCCUGCAUUGCCGAGGGCGUACGACCCCGACACAUCACUGCCGAAGUUCCUGAGGAGACUGAGCAAAAGCACGAGAAAUCGCUCCUACAGGGCCGCGAUAUCCUCAAGGUCGCAGAUCCCAAGGAACGCCGCCGCUGGAUCGAUAAAGAGGGCCAUGACUGGAGCGGCGCCUUCGGCGAAGACCCCCUCGCUCAGAUUCAGAAUAAUCUGAAGAACGAAAACUCUCACCAUGAUGGCAGCCAUACAACCAAGGUUCACCCGGCACAGGAAGACGGAAUGAUGCACCUUCCGGAAAACGACGAAGAUGCCUCCGAUUCAGAUUCCAGCCACUCCGACGUGGAGGAGAAGAACGGGCAGGUUAGCCCUACCAACCGGCCCUCUACCACAGAAACUUCAAGCAGUGUCCCUGGACUCUCCAUGGAUUUCAGCGGCAGCGCAAGAAGCACCAGUAUUGCAGAUACAGCGUCUAGCUCGACGACGCCCUCGAAGCGAGCGGCGAAACGCAGCGAGCAGCGUCAGCAACGUGGUAUGAUGCAGUGGAAGCCCGCUCGAAAUGCGGUGUUUGCAAAGGACGAGGCCAAGUACGCGUUGAGAAAGGUGAGGCAAAGGUUUGGUGGUGAUUUGUCUGGCCGCGAGCCGGAUAUCGAGACUGAGACGGGUUAGAUUCUCACUCUGAAUAUUUGUAAUUUUGGAGUAUUUUCUAGUGUCAACUGCAUUUGUUGUACUAUAUCAGAUUUGGAUCCUAUACUAGCUUGUAUAAUGCAUUAAUGAUUCAUGAUCUCUUACUGG
Aspergillus calidoustus is the source of this 4994-nucleotide messenger RNA. NCBI's taxonomy places the organism in Eukaryota, Fungi, Ascomycota, Eurotiomycetes, Eurotiales, Aspergillaceae. The record is from the annotation of a GenBank genome assembly.